AUUUUUCCGAUUUCGGCAUACAACAUUUUGGCAUACAAACACUUAAAAAGAUGGCAACUGCCAGCCCAAGUAAACUCAAGCCCAAAAAGGUCUUAACCAUCCAAUCGAAGGAGGAUUUCGACAAGAUCAUUGCAGAGGCUGGCAAUAAGCAUGUCCUGGUGGAAUUCUUUGCCACCUGGUGUGGCCCAUGCGCACUCAUCGGACCACGUCUUGAGGAGUUCGCCCAUGAGUAUGAAGAUUGCUUGGUCAUUGUCAAGGUUGAUGUGGAUGAUAACGAGGAACUUGCCGAAGAGUAUGACAUUAACAGCAUGCCCUCAUUUCUCAUUAUUAAGAACAAGGUGAAAUUGGAACAGUUUGCGGGCGGCAACGGGGAUAAGGUGCAGAGCACUCUGCAAAAGUUCUGCGGUAAACCGACUGAGCGAAAAAGUGUCCCAUCAACUUCGACUCCAAAACCAAAUAAACUUAUGGCCGUGAUUAAAGCGGUAACACCGAUCAAAACAAACAACCCGAUUCAAGUAGAAAAAAAAUAGCACACAAAUCGUUGAUUAAAAUUCAAUUGCAAGUUUUAAAGGCUAAGAGUGCACUAUGUGUUUGUAUAUCGCAACUUGAAAUCCAAAAUAAUAAAUUUUA
This is a messenger RNA of Drosophila grimshawi, 630 nucleotides long. RefSeq names its product thioredoxin-2. The transcript has a single exon. Lineage: Eukaryota; Metazoa; Arthropoda; Insecta; Diptera; Drosophilidae. The coding region runs from base 51 to 530 and encodes 159 amino acids. The record is from RefSeq and is a predicted model, not a curated record.